Molecule: messenger RNA, 2347 nt
Organism: Nilaparvata lugens (brown planthopper)
Lineage: Eukaryota; Metazoa; Arthropoda; Insecta; Hemiptera; Delphacidae
Exons: 7
Coding region: 818-1921 (367 amino acids)
Molecular function (GO): hydrolase activity, hydrolyzing N-glycosyl compounds
Source: RefSeq, a predicted model, not a curated record
AGUCAGUUGCAGCUCGUUUGUUUCAACUACGUUGUACAGCCGCUUAGUCGAUAAAACUAUUCAAUAAGCUGAAAUAAUAUUAUUCAAAUCAGUUAGUCAGUCAGAUAGUGAGUCAGUUAGAUAGUUAGUCAGUCAGUUGGUCAGUUCAAGUCUUUUCUCUAUAAGUGAAUUUUUUCUCAGUGUUCAUGUCAACGAAUCAUUAUUCGACAUACUUGGAAAAUUAAUUAAUUUUGUGAUGAAUAAUUAAUUUUGAAUUAAUUCACUAUAACGGUGAUAAGGUGAUAAUGUUCUGUGAAAGGUGAAAAAGUGAAUGAAUUAUUAAAGAGGUACUCAGGAUAUGAAAGAAGUGUUAUCGAAAUUGAGAUAAAACCAGAAAUUAUCAUUUUAGUUCUGCGAACUAGUUACAAGUCAUAUCUGAAGUUCUAGUGCUGAGUGUUAUUCAAUUACUGUGGAUUUAUAAAAUAAGUGAACAAGUUUUCAAGUCAACAUAAUAUUCUUGUUAUAAACAAGUUCUCAAGUACCUGAAAAGUCUCACAUAGAUUAAUUAAUCAAAUCAAUAAGUCAAGUGGGCGUUCGGUUCUAUGUGGUUUCUAUUGGGUACCGAAUUACCGUUUCUCACUUAUCGGAAUUUGCCGAAAACGAAUCGAAAACGAAACGAACCGAAAAAGUGUGAAACUAGCUUUAUGAUAAUAGGCCUACGAUUUUAUUGAAGGACCAUGAUAGGACGAUUUCAUCGAAACAUUGUGGUUAUGAUUUCUUGGUAGGCCUACUCUAAAAAAUAUUUUCAAGUGCAAUAAUAAAUUGUCUUUUAGCGAAUAUGCCAUCUGGCUCUAAUCGAUUACGUCUUUCAAUGUAUUUCGUCAUGGCCGGCACAAUUAUGUCCCUAACAAUUUGGCUUCUACUGCAAUUCGUUGAAGGCUCCAACAUCCCACCAAUGGAAGAAAGCUCAAAACACCAUCAGCCAUUCAGAGACGAGCUUCUAAUAAUCGACACCGACGCUGGCAUUGAUGAUGCAGUCGCCAUUUUGACAGUUUUGGGUGAUUCAGAAUGGAGUCGAAAAGUGACAGCCAUCACUUGUGUCACUGGUAACACGGCGGUUGAAAAUGUAUCCACAAAUGUUCUCAAAGUUUUAAAGAUUGCUGAUCGACUUGAGAUCCCAGUAUACCGUGGCGCAUCGCAGGGACUAGUUCAUGAAACUAAUACUUCGAACUUCUUCGGUGAAGACGGUAUGGGGGAUGUCAAUUACCCUGAACCUCCCUCCGACUCUUUACUUCAACAAGAGCAUGCAGCGGUGUUCCUGGCUAAUGCAGUUAAACAGAACCCAGGUUCUAUAACUCUUCUCAUGAUGGGACCGAUGACAAAUGUUGCUUUGGCAGUAAGACUGAAUCCAAAAUUUAUGACUCAAAUAGGGCGCAUAGUGUCACUAGCAGGAGCAAUCGCAGGAGGAACCAAAUAUGAUCUGAAGCCAGCUGUUGAGUUCAACAUCUACAAAGACGUGGAAGCCGCAUCUGUGGUUUUGCAAGAAGUGUCAAAAGCCAACAAAAAGCCUCAGUUCUUCACAAUGCUGCCAGCUGAGCCUAUAGUUGACAAUUUUCUCGAAAUGAGCUGGCGGAAAAGCGUGCUAGGCACCCUAGGCAGCUCGUUCGUCGACUUCCUGAACCGCAUCGAGGCCGUUUACCUGGUCGAUGACCUCUGGACGACCUUCGACCUUUACACCGCCGCCGUGCUUAUGCGGGCACCAGAUACCGUCGCCGGCUACCGGGAGGUGCACGUCGCUGUGGAGGUGCAGGGACAGCUCACCCGCGGUCGGGUAGUCGUCGAUGAAUACGGCGUCGGAGGUCAGCCGGCUAACGUGAGGUUGGUCACAGGUUUGCACCGCGACAGCGUCAAGAAAAUACUGAUGAACAAUCUUCACCAUUGAUCACCGUUUUCAAGCAAAGAGAAGACAAUUUAUUAUGUAAAACUAUGUGUAAAAAUAUAUGUUGAAUAAGUAAGACUUGAUAAAAUCAAAGUAUACCUUUUCUAACUUUAUUCUAUUUCUCACAACAUUUUUCGACUUGUGUCGAUAUUUCGAAUUAUGAAUUAUUUGAUAGUUUAAUAAUGGUGUUAUAUUGGAAUUCUAGAAGUUGUUUCUUGUUAUUAAAGGUUGAUGGAGAAUGCAUAAUCCCAAAAAUUAUAUCCUAUCAACACAGACUAAAAUCACAGCCACUUUUAAUAAAUGCCAUAUACCAUAAAUUGGCAACUCUAUGAACGUGCUUGCUCUGGAAUCAGCUUAUAACUGCAGCAUACAUCUGAAUCAUUGGAUUUGUGUUCUAUUACAAAUGGGUGAUGAAUUUUAUUUCUAACA